CUCUCUGUAGCCGCCCGCGGAGCAUCGCAGCCGGCCCGGGCCCCCGCCAGCCUCCCUCCUCGCGUCCCUCGGUGUCCUCCGCGGGCCGGCGCGAUGCGGCUGGGCCCGAGGACCGCGGCGUUGGGGCUGCUGCUGCUGUGCGCCGCCGCGGCCGGCGCCGGCAAGGCCGAGGAGCUGCACUACCCGCUGGGCGAGCGCCGCAGCGACUACGACCGCGAGGCGCUGCUGGGCGUCCAGGAAGAUGUGGAUGAAUAUGUUAAACUCGGCCACGAAGAGCAGCAAAAAAGACUGCAGGCGAUCAUAAAGAAAAUCGACUUGGACUCAGAUGGCUUUCUCACUGAAAGUGAACUCAGUUCAUGGAUUCAGAUGUCUUUUAAGCAUUAUGCUAUGCAAGAAGCAAAACAACAGUUUGUUGAAUAUGAUAAAAACAGUGAUGAUACUGUGACUUGGGAUGAAUAUAACAUUCAGAUGUAUGAUCGUGUGAUUGACUUUGAUGAGAACACUGCUCUGGAUGAUGCAGAAGAGGAGUCCUUUAGGAAGGAAUUUGCCAUUUGUAAAAAACAGUCUUUCUGUUUUUGGCUUCUUCGAUUUAAUCUUCACUUAAAGGACAAGAAGCGAUUUGAAAAAGCUAACCAGGAUUCAGGUCCCGGUUUGAGUCUUGAAGAAUUUAUUGCUUUUGAGCAUCCUGAAGAAGUUGAUUAUAUGACGGAAUUUGUCAUUCAAGAAGCUUUAGAAGAACAUGACAAAAAUGGUGAUGGAUUUGUUAGUUUGGAAGAAUUUCUUGGUGAUUACAGGUGGGAUCCAACUGCAAAUGAAGAUCCAGAAUGGAUACUUGUUGAGAAAGACAGAUUCGUGAAUGAUUAUGACAAAGAUAACGAUGGCAGGCUUGAUCCCCAAGAGCUGUUACCUUGGGUAGUACCUAAUAAUCAGGGCAUUGCACAAGAGGAGGCGCUUCAUCUAAUUGAUGAAAUGGAUUUGAAUGGUGACAAAAAGCUCUCUGAAGAAGAGAUUCUGGAAAACCCGGACUUGUUUCUCACCAGUGAAGCCACAGAUUAUGGCAGACAGCUCCAUGAUGACUAUUUCUAUCAUGAUGAGCUUUAAUCUCUGAGCCUGUCUCAGUAGAGUACUGGCUCCUUUUAUAAUUUGUUACCAGCUUUACUUUUGUGAUAAAAUAUUGAUGUUGUAUUUUACACUCUUAAGUCUUAACCACAGUCAGAAUUAUCUUAAUGUAGAUUAUAAUUUUGGUCUUUUAGGAAAAAAAAACAAAAAUCUGAUAUUUAUUUCAAAAUGUAUUGAAGCAACAAAAUAUUAAUAUUGUGCCAUAUGACAACAAAGUCUUUCCUAAAUACUCCAUCUGUUUAGUACUGUAUUGUGGAAUAUUUGAGUUCUAUUUCCAUACUUGAAAACAUGGAGGAUUUUAGAGAUGCCUGAACAAUAUUAUUUAAGUAGUAUGUGACCGAGCUAUAAAUUUUUGUUUUUGUUCUAAGUAGAUUUAAUUUGGGAACUGACAGGACAAUGUUUUUAGGUUUAGCAUUUUGUUUAAAAACCUUUAAAGAAACCUUUAGAAGGACUUAGACCUCACAUAUUAAUGUUGAGAAGUUCUGCUUAAUUUUAAAAUGGUUUCUAUAAAGGGUUUUAUUGUAUGAAAUAGAACUUUAUAUUUUUGCAUAUGUAUAGAUAGUAAUUAUAUUUAAUGUAUAACUAUAGCAUUAUGGUGAGUGGAAUUUGACAUUGUCCAAACCUUUUUCAUUUUUGAGUGAUUAAAAAUGAAAUGUCCUUUGUAUAUGUUUGUUUGCUUUUCUUUAACUUUCAGAUAAAUAUUGAAUUUAGCAUAGGUUUUGUGGUAUUGUACAUUAUCUUGCCUCAUCCAUUCCUUUAUGUGGAUAGUUCCCAAAACUGUCAAAUUAUUCUUGCUGCAUUUUCUUAUUUUUUUUUUAAAUAAGAGAAUCAUGUUAUAAUAUAAUUGAAUGUGCACCUGACACAUUUUAAUAAUUGGUGUUGUAGCAAAUGUGGUUUUGCUCUUUGGGGCUAUAAAUAAUCUUGAGUAACGCAGGUUGGAAUUACCAAUAGAGCUGGUCAGUUAUCAACAGUAGAGCUCAGUAUCAAUUUUACUGAAAUUAAAAUCAUACUUGAUAAGCAUGAUAAUCAAUUUUAACCUAAUUCAGCAGGUCAACUUAUUUAACUUUGGUGGAGGUGGGAUAGGGAAAAGUGAAGGGAGGAAUUAAUUUUUUUCUAGUUCUGAUGUACAGAGAUUGUUUUUCAUUCUUUUUUUUUUUUUUUUUUUUGUGACAGAGUCUUGCUCUGUGGCCCAGGCUGGAGUGCAGGGGCACUAUCUCGGCUCACUGCAAGCUCUGCCUCCUGGGUUCACGCCAUUCUCCUGCCUCAGCCUCCCGAGUAGCUGGGACUACAGGCGCCUGCCACCACACCCGGCUAAUUUUUUUGUAUUUUUAGUAGAGACCGGGUUUCACCGUGUUAGCCAGGAUGGUUUCGAUCUCCUGACCUCAUGAUCAGCCCACCUCGGCCUCCCAAGGUGCUGGAAUUACAGGCGUGAGCCAACGCGCACGGCCUCUAGUUUUUCAUUCUUUAAAUCACUUUUAUUUGUGGGUGAAGAGGUCAGCUAUGCAUUCUCUUAAUCACUUUCCAGCCUAAAGUUGUCUCAUAUACAGCACACUGGGGGCUCAACAAGUACCUAUGACUAUUUGAGAAGACAUGAAACUCUUCUCUGAUAGAAUCGACUGCACCUAUAUACCUCUCUACUGCCGCAUCUUUGCUGAUGUGAGGUGUGCUUGCAAAUUGUAAGCUUCCACACCUUAAUGACUGCUUGCUUGGGUAUCUACAUGGUUUUCAUUUUAACCUACACUAUAUGUCUGGCUAUAGCAGUUUUAGAAUUACAGAUUUACCACUAUCACUCAUCUGUCAUUUGUCAGACUCACUGAAGCUGGCAUAUUUGAAAUCACCAGUUUGACUAGUUAACUAUUUGUUUUUCUCUCUAGCUUCUCCAAAAUCUAUGCCAGAAUAGAUCAUCAGAUAUGGAUUAUAUUUCAAUCCUUUGCAGAAAUGCAAUGUCUGUACUACUUUCCUUCCUAGCAUAAAGAAAACUACACUUCCCAGCCCUCUUGUAGGUAGGCGAUGGCUAGUUCUGACCAGUUAAACAUGGGUGGAAGUAGUGUGUGUCACUAUCAGACUAUCUCAUGACAAACCCUUUUCCUCUGCCACAGCACUGUGCAGGAGGCCUCAGCUGAAAUGGUGCAGCCACAAGAUGAAAGUGGCUUUGAUCUUGAGUCUGUGUAGGUCAGCUGGAUCCACAGUGGGCUUUGUAUGAUCAAAAAAUAAGCUUUUAAUUAUGUUAAGCCACUGAGAUUUGGUUGUGCUUUUUUGUUUUUAACCACAGCAGAGCCCAUCCUGCUGUGACUGAGUGAAGAUUUCACAUUUAACAAUAGGCUUUUAAUAAGCAUGCAGAGAAAAAGAAUCAUCUGCUUGAACAGAGAUGCUAUAUCUACUGCUGAGUCAAAAUAGAAAAUUUUAAGGCUUUUUUUAGAUUUGAAUUUUAAAUAAGACUUUUAAAAUAAAGCUUUUAUUUUGGUUUUAAUAUAAUUAGGAUAAUUUGAAUUUAUCCUUGAGCAUGAGAGUAAAAAUAGUUUGAGACUUUCUGAAUCAUUGGCUGAUUCUGCCUGAAGGACUUAAUGACUUCCAUUAUUUGAGUUCAGGUACAACUUCAAAGGGGAAAAUUGAAUGGGAUGUGCACAUGUUGGCUCAUAUGUAGUUCUGAUUGGGCCAAUUUGCAGGACAGAAAAUGAUGUCUAGAUUAUGAUAUAAAUUUAAAGGAAGCCAGGACGUUCAGAGGAAAAGCUAGCAUAUCAUGUUUGCCUUACUUAGUUCUUUCCUUUGCAGUUUUAAAAAUAGGCUUUUUUUUUUUUUAGUGUAGUUUUAUGUUCACAGCAAAAUUGAGCAAAAAGUAGUAUAGAGAGUUUCAAUAUGUCCCCUGCCCCACAUACGUACAGCCUCCCCCACUAUCCUAUCCUAUAUGUCAUGAGAUAGUACCUACCAGAGUGGUACAUUUGUUAAAAUCGAUGAAACUGUUAACAUAUCAUUGUCACCCAAAGUGCAUAGUUUACAUUAGGGUUCACUCUUGGUGCUGCACAUGCUCUGGGUUUGGACAAAUGUAUAAUUACAUAUUCCCACCAUUGUAGUGUGGUAGAAUAUUUCCCUUGCCCUAAAGUCUUUCUGCUCCACCUAUUCAUCCCUCCCUUCCCUGUAACCCCAAGCAAUACUGAUCUUUUUACUGUUCAUAAUUUUUUAGAUUGUAGUAAAAUACACAUAACAAAAUUCAUCUUAACAGUUUUUAAUUGUACAGUUCGGUGGUAUGGUAUUAAAUACAGUCAAAAUGUGAAACUAUUACCACCUUCCAUCUCCAUGAACUUCAUUUGUAAAACGGAAAUUUAUACCCAUUAAACAAUAAAGCCCCCUUUCCCCUUCCCUUCAGCACCUGGCAAACACCAUUCUAGUUUUUUUGUUUGAGAUGGAGUCUUGCUCUUGUUGCCCAGGCUGGAGUGCAAUGGCAUGAUUUCGGCUCACUGCAACCUCUGUCUCUUGGGGUCAAGCGAUUCUCCUGCCUCAGCCUCCCGACUAGGUGGGAUUACAGGCGGGCACCACCAUGCCCCCUAAUUUUUUGUAUUUAGUAGAAAUGGGGUUUCACCAUGUUGGUCAAGCUGGUCUCGAACUCCUGAUCUCAGGUGAUCCACCUGCCUCAGCCUCCCAAAGUGCUGGAAUUACAGGCGUGAGCCACCGUGCCCAGCCUCCCAUUCUAGUUUUCUUUUUCUUUCUUUUUUGAGACGGAGUCUCACUCUUGUCAUCCAGGCUGGAGUGCAGUGGUGCGAUCUCGGCUCACUGCAACCUCCACCUCCCAGGUUCAAGCGAUUCUCCUGCCUCAGCCUCCCAAGUAGCUGGGAUUAUAGAUGCCCGCUACCACGCCCGGCUAAUUUUUGUACUUUUAGUAGAGACGGGGUUUCGCCAUGUUGGCAUGGCUGGUCUCGAACUCUUGACCUCAGGUGAUCCACCUGCCUCGGCCUCCCAAAGUGCUGAGAUUACGGGCAUGAGCCACCGCGCCCAGCCCCAUUCUAGUUUGUGUCUAUUAAAAUAGACUCAUAUAGUAUUUGUCUUUUUGUGAGUGGCUUCACUUAGCAUAACGUCCCCAAAGUUCACCCAUAUUGUUACCAGAAUUUCUUUCGUCAGGCUGAACAAUACUUUAUUGUUUGCAUAUACCACAUUUUGCUUAUCCAUUCACCCUUUGAUGGACACAGGUUGCUUCCACCUUUUAUUGUGAAUAAUGCUGCCAUGAAUAUGGGUGUACAAAUAUUUCUUUGAGAUCCUGCUUUUAGUUCUUUUGGAUAUAUAUUAUACAUAGAAGUGGGAUUGCUGGAUCAUAUAGUAAUUCUAUAUAUAUAUAUAUAUAUAUAUAUAUAUAUAUAUAUAUUUUUUUUUUUUUUUUUUUUUUUUUUUUUUUUGAGACGGAGUCUCGCUCUGUCGCCCAGGCUGGAGUGCAGUGGCGCGAUCUCGGCUCACUGCAGGCUCCGCCUCCCGGGUUCACACCAUUCUCCUGCCUCAGCCUCCCGAGUAGCUGGGACUAUAGGCGCCUGCCACCGCACCCGGCUAAUUUUUUGUAUUUUUAGUAGAGACGGGGUUUCACCGUGUUAGCCAGGAUGGUCUUGAUCUGCUGACCUCGUGAUCCGCCCGCCUUGGCCUCCCAAAGUGCUGGGAUUACAGGCGUGAGCCACCGCGCCCGACUAGUAAUUCUAUUUUUAAUAUUUUGAGGAACUGCCAUAGUGUUUCCCACAGCAGCUGUGCCAUUUUGCAUUUCCACCAAUAGUGCACAAGAGUUCCAGUUUCUUUACAUCCUUACCAACACUUGCUAUUUUCUGUUUUUUUUUUUUUCUUUUUUUUUUUUAAUAGUAGCCAUCCUGUUGGGUGAGACGUGGUAUCUCGUUGUGGCUUUGAUUUGCAUUUCCCUAAUGGUCUGUCUCUACAGUUUUGCCUGUUCCAGAAUAUCAUUCCUUUGCAAUUUAAAUGUGAGGAUAAAUGUAUGCUAUUGUUUCUCAAACGUUUUUGUGUUACAAUACCUCCUUUUGAGUGAGAAAUGUCAACUCAAACUUACACUUUUUCACUUAGGAAGAUGAUUUAGGAAAGCCACUUAGAGUAAAAGUUUUUAAACAACUGUAAAAACUAAUUUGCUUCAUUGCAACAUUUGAGUUCUGUCGAAUAAAUAUUUGGCCAGA
Molecule: messenger RNA, 6272 nt
Organism: Homo sapiens (human)
Lineage: Eukaryota; Metazoa; Chordata; Mammalia; Primates; Hominidae
Gene: RCN2
Product: reticulocalbin 2
Exons: 8
Coding region: 94-1101 (335 amino acids)
Cellular component (GO): endoplasmic reticulum lumen
Molecular function (GO): calcium ion binding
Source: RefSeq, marked reviewed